UGGUGAUGUCUGGAAGGAAAAGUUUCUGUUACAGUGAGGUAGGUGGAUGUUUCCUGGGUACGGUGCUGGUGUGACAAUUUAUUUAUAUAUAAAUUGCUAAUACGUUGGUGCGUCUUGAAUUAAAAUCGUUUAAAGUGUCACUCGCGAGUAUCUUGUGGGCGAGUGGGGCAGUGUUAUGAAGCUUGGAGAGGGUAGUGGUAUUGGAGUCAUGCUCUUGCUGUCAGAUAUCCUUCAGGGAACACCUUGAUUUGGUCGAAUAUCCUUUCAUCAUUGGCAUAUAAACUGCCUUGAAGAUGCCCUUCGGAUACAAUCGGGAGACCACAAUCAAGAUGAAACCUGGGAAGGCUUCGAAGGCACUUUCUUCAGGAAGGUUAGUAGGCUCUUACAAGCAACGUAGUGGGAAAAAGAGGCUGACAGGUAGAAAAGCUUCAACAAAUUCUGUAGAGUCUGGUUACUCGCUGUAUUCCACGGAUUCUGAAGAUCAGGUUACAGAUAUUCAUAAAGGCCUUGAUCGAUGUGCAGCUUUAUUGCAGGAUAUUUUGAAAAAUGAGACAGCAGAUCAGAAAGUUGCUCCUCUGCCUUCAAAGAAGACAAAUGUUAGAAAAGCAAAAGUGCCUUCCAACAAAGGAGAAAAUAGCAAAAAGGAAGUCAAGAAAAACAGGCCUGUUUCCUGUGCUAUUUGUGUGCAGCAAGAGACUGUUUCAACACCAAAGUUUAAGAGGGUUCCUGAUGCAGCUGAAGUAGAUGUGAACAACACUGCUCAUGUGUCAACGAUGCCAUACUCAACAAUUUCAUCAAGUCAGAACUCUCCUGUUAUAAAUCAUUGCCUCUCUGAUCAUGUACAGACACAAAUGGGUCUUAUAAAUGACCAUGCUCCAGUAGGUCCUUCAAUAAGGAUAUCGCCUCGAUCUUACUACACAGUUUUAGACUCUGGACCCCAAGUUGUUUCAACGUUUAAUUCUCGACUGCCUACCUCUACACCAACUAUGUCUCCAAAGAAUGUUGAGCCUUCAUUAGUAAUACCUUCACAGAAUAUACCCACUGAGUUUUGUGAUCAACCUGUUCUUCAAAAAGGAUUGAACUUUGUACCGGCGUAUUCAUGUUCGGCUACCAUUGUCCCUCCAACACAACCUGUGAUGACUUUUCCUCCAUCUGCAGUCACAUCUGCUGUCACUGAAUAUCCUUUAGCUCAGGUGGUUUGUGACACUGACACAGGGAGAAGUCACUGCCCACAACAACAACUAAAGGAACAAGAGCUACUGAAGUGUAUCCAAUGUCAUUCAACUCAAAUGCAUCAAGGGGAAGUGUUUCAGCAAGUGGCUUGGGAAGCGCAAGGGACUGAUAAAUCAGAUACUGAGCAAAGUGAUGGGACGAGUGAAGAUGAUCACAUAAAUUUUGUGGAUAUUACAUCAGUAAAAGACACUAGUUGUCAGACCAGCUUUGACAAGCACACAAAACCUAAAAAGCAAAGUCCUGACAAAACAGCCAAGAAAGUGAAAACUAUCAGAUACUUGCUGAGUGAACUGAAGGCUGUAAUUGUUGAUCAAGAUGACUCUGAGGCUCACAGAUUGAUAAUGGAACUGGAGGAUAGUAUCUCUCUACUACCAACUGUGAUUGGAAGCACAAAUGUACAAGCAGAAAUAGCUCUGAGUCUCCAACCUCUACGCAGUGAGAAUGCACAGCUGCGUAGACGAUUAAGGAUAUUAAACCAGCAACUUCGAGAACGGGAAAGAGCUGAAAAAGACUCCAGAUCUGGAGAAAAUAACUUUGAAGUGAUUUCCUUGCAGUCCAUGAAUACAACAUUGCAGGCUCAGCUGACAGAGUCUCUGAAGGGGCUGGAGUCUUUGCAAAAGAAAAAUGAAGAACUGAUGAAUGUAAUAGAUAAACAGCGAGAGGAGAACAAACAGCUACUCAAAUUAGUGCAGGGGAAAGAACAGGAUCUUUUUCAGAAGAGCCAACAAUGUGAGAUGGACACAACUCGAGUCAAAAUUGAAGUAGGUGAAGCCUUGACAAAAAUGCGAAACAUUCAGCUUAAGUUGGAGGCUUCCGAGAAGGAAAAUCAAAUUUUGGAAAUAACACUUCGACAACGUGAUGCAGAAGUGAACAGAUUACGAGAACUAACCAGAAAACUGCAAGGCAGCAUGGCAAGACUCCUUUCAGACCUUAGCAUAGAUUGCAUGAAAACCAAACCCACAUCCAGACUCACCAGAAACCUUCUACAUGAAUAUGAGAAACAACUAGAGGAUGUUCCAGGUUUGAGUUCUGUAACAGCUUAUCUUAAAAAUCUGGAUAAUAAUGCUGAAUACAACACUCGAGCUUUAUCAUCUGAUAAAGUUCCUGAAUCUGAACCUUUGACCAUGCGAGAUCCCCCUUACUUAAUAUCUGCAACCACAGGAACAUGCCAAAAUAAUGUCCUGUCAGCAAAGUCUUCACCCACAAGCUUUUGCAGGUUCAGUGCACAGACUGAAUGCCAUAUUAGUAGAGGAAGUGGGGACUCUACGCUGGAUGAAACCACAUACAUUCCACUAGCUGGCAAUGCCACCAAGCAAGAAAAUGAAUCAGUUGAAAGGAGGAAUUGUAUACCAUUACAUUUGAACAGUGGAUCAAAGAAGUUGUACUAUGACAGUGGAAGUUCAUGUAAUGGAAUGGAAGUAGUGCCAUGUAUCCUGGAUGAUUUACAAAAACCAGAAAAGCCUUUUCCAGAAGAAAUACCUGUUACUCACAACUUAAAGGAGAAGACCCUGGUAAACAACUGUACAUCAAGAAUGGCAGAGGCAGGAAAUAAGCAGAUUCAGUUGACACAUUUAGACCUAAAUAGUAUUGAUUCUCCACACAAUAUUACAGAUCUUCCAAAAUCUAAUUUAAAUUCAUGUACGCCUCAUCCAGAUCAGAGAAACAGGACAGUAUUGUAUAAAGACAAGUUUUCAGCAGUAGAUUCAAGUUUGUCUAGUAUUGAUUAUAAAUCUGUAAAAUCAGGUUGGAGUAUGUCAUCUAUUUCUUCAUUUAAUUCUCGUGACGAACAAGACUUCAAGAAUAGUUUAGCAGCCCUAGAUGCCAACAUUGCAAGACUACAAAAGAGCUUGCAGGUGGACCUUGAGAUAAAUCGAUCUCAAAAUAUUCAAUGAUAAGUGACUUUUAUCUGUAGAUUGUAUGUUCUUCGAUUUUUUAACAUGAUAUGAUUAGAUUUAAUUGAACAUUAUUUUUAAUACUGUGCACUGAAUUUUAUAUUUAGGUAAGUUUUUUUUCUUGUUUUUUAAUCACGGAUUUCUUUUUCUCUUGUUAGAUUUUAAUUUCAGAAAAUAGACUCUGGUGCUUCUUUACUAGUUUGUUUUCAGUCUAGAACCAAAUGAAACUUCAUUUGGGUGAAAUUCUUUCAAUUUGUACUUGCACUUCAUGAAUUAUAAAGAUCAGGUCUCUUUAAGAGGAAAUUACAUUUUGUACAGAUUUGUUUUUGACUCCAUGUGUUUACAGACCUUAGUCACUUCCCCAAGAAGCAUGUGAUUCAGCUGGCCUGCCCUGGAAGAGGCAGAUUAAAACUAAGGUUAAAAAAUUUGGUUUAAAACAAAUGGGAAAACAUUUUUUUCUCUGAGAGUUAAGAGUGUUUGGAAUUGUUCUCUUUAAAAGACAAUGCAGAAUAUUUAAAUAUUUUUAAGGCAGCAGUAGGUAGCUUAUUGAUUACCUUGGGUAUAAAAGAUUAUUAGUAUAUUCAGGAAUGUAGAAUUGAAAUCAAAAUCAGAUCAGCCAUGAUCAUAUUGAAUGUCAGAGCAGGCUCAAAGGGCCAAGUUGGCCUACUCUUGAUCCUGAUUCAGGCCUCUUGCUGACUUUUCAGUUGAUUUGAUGAGACCUCCAAUAGUUCAACAAUAUUCCACUCAAGCUUUCCACCUUCUUUAAGGCACAAGUCCAGAUGCAGCUGAAAUCAACAAGAUGCUAUUUUCCUGAAUCCUAGCUUAAAGUCCUAUGCCUUAUAAAUCUGGGCAGCCUUAAUCCAGGUUCUAAUGGAGAUAAAGCCAAAGUUGAUCCUAACCACCAUUUUGGAGCUAGUUUGUUGUUGUAUAGUCAUGCAUCUUGACUCCCAAUGCUUCUCAUCCACCAGCAGCAAUUCUGUACAGGAGAUUGUACAGUGGUUAGCACUGCUGCCUCACAGUGCCGGAGACCCGGGUUCAAUUCCUGCCUCAGGCGACUGACUGUG
Chiloscyllium plagiosum (whitespotted bambooshark) is the source of this 4189-nucleotide messenger RNA. The record is from RefSeq and is a predicted model, not a curated record. NCBI's taxonomy places the organism in Eukaryota, Metazoa, Chordata, Chondrichthyes, Orectolobiformes, Hemiscylliidae.